AUGGCAUUGCAAUUCGAAGCCUUCUGUGCAGAGGGCCUGGUCCCAGGCUGGAGCCUGCUGGUCCAGGGACAUACUGAUGCCGGAGAGGACAAGUUUGAGAUCAACUUCUUGUCCGAGGCGGGGGACAUCGCCUUCCACAUCAAGCCCCGAUUCUCCAGUGCCACCAUGGUGGGCAACAACUUCCAGGCUGGCCGCUGGGGCCAGGAGGAGGUGUCCAGCGUCUUCCCCCUGACACUGGGGGAGCCCUUUGAGAUGGAGGUCAGCUCCGACUCACAGCACUUCCACGUCCACGCCCAGGAGCACAAAGUGAUGCAGUUUGCGCACCGCCACAGGCCGCUGGCGGCCGUCACGCGGGUGCAGGUGCUGAGCGACCACCGCCUGGCCCAGGUGGAGCUGGCCAGGAGGGGCCUGAGCUGGGGGUAA
This is a messenger RNA of Pteropus alecto (black flying fox), 423 nucleotides long. RefSeq names its product galectin-related inter-fiber protein (gene GRIFIN). The record is from RefSeq and is a predicted model, not a curated record. Gene Ontology annotation, molecular function: carbohydrate binding. NCBI's taxonomy places the organism in Eukaryota, Metazoa, Chordata, Mammalia, Chiroptera, Pteropodidae. The transcript has 4 exons. The coding region runs from base 1 to 423 and encodes 140 amino acids.